Molecule: messenger RNA, 423 nt
Organism: Clavispora lusitaniae ATCC 42720
Lineage: Eukaryota; Fungi; Ascomycota; Pichiomycetes; Serinales; Metschnikowiaceae
Biological process (GO): late endosome to vacuole transport via multivesicular body sorting pathway
Cellular component (GO): Vps55/Vps68 complex; endosome
Source: RefSeq, a predicted model, not a curated record
AUGAAUCCCUUGAAUAAAAUCAUCUUUCUAUCAGCAUUUCUUGCAUUUGGAUUCCUUUUGAUAUUGCUUUCAUGCGCUCUUUACAAUAACUGGCAGCCCCUUUGGGUCAUUGUGAUUUUCCUAAUGGCACCGUUACCGAAUAUACUUCUGUCUUCCAUAGCAAGCCACAGAGACGAUUUUUUGACUUUCAGCAAUGACCAUGGAAACACUCCAACACCGGUGGAGGAGGUAGCAAAGUUCUUAACUGGUCUCUUGAUCGUCAGUGGGAUUUCCUUACCCAUCACAUUGUACCACACAAAUUUGGUGGGUUUAGGUUCAAUGGUAAUGAGUAUCUUGGGUGGUUUAAUUGUGUAUCUGGACAUUGUUGUCUUUAUAUGGUUUUUCAGCGAGAGUGAAGAAGAAAAUAACGAUUUCAACUUCUAA